Messenger RNA from Myodes glareolus (Bank vole), 1233 nucleotides. NCBI's taxonomy places the organism in Eukaryota, Metazoa, Chordata, Mammalia, Rodentia, Cricetidae. The record is from RefSeq and is a predicted model, not a curated record.
AUGAACCGCGGCCACCCUCACGGGGUGAGCAACGGCUGCCUGGGCACCAUGGAGGUGAAGAGCAAGUUUGGAGCCGAGUUUCGUCGCUUUUCGCUGGAAAGAUCCAAACCUGGAAAGUCUGAGGAGUUUUAUGGGCUGCUGCAGUAUGUUCACAAGAUCCCCAAUGUCGCCGUGCUGGUGGGCUACGCGGACAUUCACGGGGACCUGCUGCCCAUAAACAACGAUGACAACUACCACAAGGCCGUUUCCACCACCAACCCACUGCUCAGGAUUUUUAUACAGAAGAAGGAAGAAGCUGACUACAGUGCCUUUGGUACGGACACCCUGAUCCGGAAGAAGAACGUACUGAGCAACGUGCUACGUCCUCACAACCAUAGGAAGAAGCCCCACAUCGUCAUCAGCGUGCCUCAGGACUUCCGGCCGGUGUCGUCCAUCAUAGAUGUGGACAUCCUCCCGAAGACCCACCGGAGGGUCCGGCUGAAGCCCCUGGGUUUCUACAUCCGUGACGGCUCCAGUGUCCGGGUGACACCGCAUGGCUUAGAGAAAGUCCCCGGGAUCUUCAUAUCCAGGCUCGUCCCCGGGGGUCUGGCCCAGAGCACAGGACUGCUCACUGUCAAUGAUGAAGUUUUAGAAGUAAACGGUAUAGAGGUGUCCGGGAAGAGCCUGGACCAGGUGACCGACAUGAUGAUAGCCAACAGCCACAACCUCAUCAUCACUGUGCGGCCAGCCAACCAGAGGAACAACGUGGUGAGGAACAGUCGGACUUCUGGCAGCUCCAGCCAGUCUACCGACAACAGCCUGCUGGGCUACCCGCAGCAGGUGGAAGCCAGCUUUGAGCCAGAGGACCAGGAUAGCGAUGAGGACGACAUCAUCAUCGAAGACAGUGGCGAGCCACAGCAGAUCCCGAAGGCUGCCCCUGAUGCCCAGAGCCUGGAGUCCCUGACCCAGAUCGAGCUCAGCUUUGAGUCAGGGCAGAACGGGUUCUCCCCGACACAGGACCCGGUGCCUGUGCCCAGCAGCCUGGACACAGAGUUUGAACCCUGGGCUCCAGACCAGAGACUUUUAGAGGAAGACGGCACGCUUCAUAACAUUGUGAAGCCACGUGUGUUUUCCAGGUGCUACAGAUGUGGCACGAGACUGGCACUCUGGGCCUCAGUGUUCCGUGGGCAAGCCUAAGGCGUGGCUGGAAUGGGUGGCUGCUGGCGGACUGAUGGUGCAUGUGAGAGGCCUGGC